GCACCUUCCUUUGUCUAGCUGCCCUGUCUCUCCUCGACCUUGUUCCGCUACCGCCUAUCCAUCUUCCCAGCCUCACUCUCUUGCUAUAUCCAGCAUCCCUGAGGAGCUCUGCUGCAGCAAUGAUCCCUCAAAAAGGCUCCGCCGAGGACCUCACCUCGACCGCCGUGGAGCAGAAGAUCGCUGAGCAGCCGGCCCUGAGCAAUGGCCACCCGAAUUUUCACUCCAACGGCGCCAACGGCGCCAGCACCCUCCCCGGCCUCGACGCCUCCAAGCUGAUCAUCACCCGCGCCGACCCCACUGUCCGCCCGGUCCCGGACGAGGCCACCGCCUGCUCCGGCACCGAGACCAUCUGCACCGACCACAUGAUCACCUGCUCCUGGAGCAUUUCCACGGGAUGGUCCGCGCCGGAGCUCAAGCCCUACGGCCCGCUCACCCUCAUGCCGACCGCCUCGGUGCUGCACUACGCCACCGAGUGCUUCGAGGGCCUCAAGGCCUACCGGGGCUACGACGGCCGCCUGCGCCUGUUCCGCCCCGACCUCAACGCCAAGCGCAUGCUCAUGUCCACCCUGCGCAUCUCGCUCCCCGGCUUCGACCCGGCCGAGCUGGAGAAGCUCAUCCUCGCGCUCGUGGCCGUCGACGGGCCCAAGUGGCUGCCGCGCAGCCGGCCGGGGUCGUUCCUGUACCUGCGGCCGGCCGUGAUCGGCACGCAGCCGCAGCUGGGCGUGCAGGCGCCCAAGGAGGCGCUGCUCUUCGUCACGGCGUCCUUCAUGGCGCGCCUGGACGCCCCGUCCGGCGGCAUGCGCCUGCACACCAACCCGGACGACAUGAUCCGCGCCUGGGUCGGCGGCUUCGGCUACGCCAAGGUCGGCGCCAACUACGGCCCCAGCCUGCUGGCCACCAACGCGGCCCGCGAGCGCGGCUUCGGCCAGAUCCUGUGGCUGUACGGGCCCGAGGGCUACUGCACCGAGGCCGGCGCCAGCAACUUCUUCGUCGUCUGGCGCACCAAGGGCCCCGAGGGCAGGCUGCAGCUGGUGACGGCGCCGCUGGACGACAAGCUCAUCCUGGAUGGCGUCACGCGGCGGAGCGUGGUCGAGCUCGCCAGGGAGAAGCUCGCGGGCGAGCUGGAGGUCGUCGAGAGGAAGUACACCAUCGACGAGGUCAUCGAGGCCAAUAAGGAGGGGCGGCUGGUCGAGGCUUUUGCCGCCGGCACGGCCUACUUCAUCUGCCCCGUGUCGCAGAUCCGCCACCGCGACUACGACGUCCACAUCCCCAUGGUCAAGGGCGAGAGCGGGCAGUACACGUCCAAGAUCAAGGGCUGGAUCAGCGACAUCAUGUACGGCAAUGUCCAGCAUCCGUGGGGCGUGGUGGUGGACGAGCAGCAGUAGAUUCCGGGUUUCUCAGGGCGGCGUCAUCCUCCCUGUUGCAUUUUGUCGGUAAGCGCGUAGCGUCAUGGCGGAGCGCGCCAAACGUGAUUUCUUCGGGCAGAGAAGGGCAGAGGCGUUCAGGAGACGGCGCGCUUGAGCAUUUACUUAAGCAUAUGAAUUGCUGGCAGACAGUUCUGCCAUUAAACUUCUUUGUAGAUAUGCACAUUCAUGAAGCAAUCCAGCUAUUUCUGACCGAUUAUGAG
Molecule: messenger RNA, 1627 nt
Organism: Thermothielavioides terrestris NRRL 8126
Lineage: Eukaryota; Fungi; Ascomycota; Sordariomycetes; Sordariales; Chaetomiaceae
Exons: 2
Coding region: 120-1385 (421 amino acids)
Biological process (GO): L-leucine biosynthetic process; L-valine biosynthetic process
Cellular component (GO): mitochondrion
Molecular function (GO): branched-chain-amino-acid:2-oxoglutarate transaminase activity
Source: RefSeq, a predicted model, not a curated record